UAUGUGGCCGCCGUAUCAGCUUAGUCUAUAAAAACAAACUGCUCAAACACAACCCUCCAGUCGAUCGUCGAGUACCGCUCCCAACGGCAGCAGCUCAGUGUGCUUUUCUUUAUUGCCGGGCUGUGACAUCACUGUCAGGAAAUUUUCCGCACUGCGGGCAUUCGGUCAGAAGCACUCAGCCCCCCACCAUGUGUCAACCCACGGGACAGAUGCUGUGCGAGAUCAAGAACAUGGCCCUAUCGGGCGAUCCGGAGCUGGACAACCAGAUCCGCACAUGGAUUCGGUGGGACAAAUGCCCCAGCACCGCCUGCCAAAUCAUGGACGCCGUCCGGGCGAAGGACUGGGACACGCUGCGCAAGAGGCUGUGCACCCGGAUCGCCUUCGGCACGGCAGGAUUACGGGCCACCAUGCGGGCAGGCUUCGACUCCAUGAACGAGCUAGUGGUUAUCCAGACGGCGCAGGGCUUGUGCGAGUACAUCAAGGAGCAGUACCCGAAUCCGGAGGACUGGUCGGAGCGGGGCAUCGUCUUCGGGUACGACGCCCGCUACAACAGCCACCGCUUCGCCGAGCUAUCAGCCAUUGUCUUCCUCAACAACAACUUUAAGGUGUGGCAGUUCAAGCGUUACGUGGCCACGCCCAUGGUGCCCUACGCCAUCUUGAGGCUGCAGUGCCUGGCCGGAGUCAUGGUGACGGCGUCCCACAACCCCAAGGAGGACAACGGCUACAAGGUGUACUGGAGCAACGGGGCCCAGAUCAUUCCGCCGCACGACGCGGGCAUCCAGGAGGCAAUCCUCAACAACCUCGAGCCGAAGGCUUCUUCGUGGGACGACUCGGCGAUGUGUGGCAACACCAUGCUCGAGGAUCCGUACGACAUUGUGGUGCCGCCCUACUUCGAUGUCUUGAAGAAGAACCUGCCUUGCACCCUGCUGGAGGUCAACGGAAGGUGCCCGAUCUCCUUCACCUACACGGCCAUGCACGGGGUGGGCUAUGAGUUUGCGAAACAGGCCUUCGCCCGCGUCAAUCUGAAGCCGUUCAUUUCGGUGUGCGAGCAGCAGGAGCCGGACCCCGAGUUCCCCACCACGCCCAUGCCUAAUCCGGAGGAGGGAAAGACCUCGCUGGACUUGUCCAUCAGAACGGCGAAGGCCAAUGGCAGUCAGAUCAUUCUGGCCAACGAUCCGGACGCCGAUCGCCUGGCGGUGGCCGAAGUGCGCGAGGAUGGUAGCUACAAGCUGUUCAGCGGCAACGAGGUGGGCGCCCUUCUAGGCUGGUGGGCUCUGGAGCUGCACAAAAUGCGCGAGCCCGACUGCGAUGUGAGCAACAUCGUGAUGGUAGCCAGUACGGUGAGCUCGAAGAUUCUGAGGGCCAUGGCCGAGCGGGAAGGCUUCCAGUUCUUUGAAACCCUGACGGGCUUCAAGUGGAUGGGCAACAAGGCCAUCGAGCAGCAGCAGGCCGGCAAGACGGUGUUGUUUGCCUUCGAGGAGGCCAUUGGCUUCAUGGUCGGCACUGCCGUGCUCGACAAGGAUGGAGUCAGUGCAGCUGCCCAUGUGGCCACCAUGGCCUGCUACCUGCGGUGCAAGAAAUGCAUGACGCUGCAGGAAAAGCUGCGCGACAUCUACGAGACAUAUGGGUUCCACGCGACCAUCUGCUCGUAUGUCAUCUGUCGCUGCCCGCCGGUGAUCGCGCAGAUCUUCGAGCGCCUCCGCACCUGGGACGAGGGCAAGGCGGACACCUAUCCCACGAGCAUCCUGAACGGCGAGUACGAGAUCGAGCACGUUCGCGAUCUGACCACAGGCUACGACAGCAGCACCGGCGACAAGAAGGCCACCCUGCCGACCAGUUCCAGCUCCCAGAUGAUCACCUUCACCUUCAAGAACGGCCUGGUCGUCACGCUGCGCACCAGCGGCACGGAGCCCAAGAUGAAGUACUACGCCGAGAUGUGCGGCAAGCCGGACGAAAAGAACUGGGGGAAGCUGACCAACACAAUGAACACCAUGGUGGAGGCCAUUGUCGAGGAGUUCUACGAGCCAAAGAAGAACGGGCUCCAGCGCAAGAAGGACUAAUCUGAAUGCCCAUCGGGGGGAAACUCUUAGCGAAUUUGACCACACAUAAAACUUGUUGACCUGGUAAAAAUUAUAAGUUCUAUACUGACAGCACUGACGCACAAGCCAAAAAGCAACAGCAGCGCCAAGCUGUUGACUUUUAGUCUUUAAAGGAUAUUUGAUAUGUUAGUAAUCCGCUUGCAUUAGGCGAAUAUUUAUGAAAGCAUGUAAAUAAAGACGAACAUUAUGGGCCACCAGGCACCACCUGAA
Molecule: messenger RNA, 2309 nt
Organism: Drosophila biarmipes
Lineage: Eukaryota; Metazoa; Arthropoda; Insecta; Diptera; Drosophilidae
Gene: Pgm2a
Product: glucose 1,6-bisphosphate synthase
Exons: 3
Coding region: 189-2060 (623 amino acids)
Biological process (GO): carbohydrate metabolic process; purine ribonucleoside salvage
Molecular function (GO): phosphopentomutase activity; magnesium ion binding
Source: RefSeq, a predicted model, not a curated record